CCCUGUGAUAAUUCCCCAAGACACGAAGCAUCAUGAAGUGGUUGAUUCUGGCAUUAGUUUGUGUCCACCUGUCAGAGGGCUUGCAUAGAAUCAUUCUGAGGAAAGGAAAGUCCAUCCGUGAAAAUAUGAGAGAGAAUGGUGUGCUGGAAGAAUUUUUGGAAAAAUACCAUAUUGAUCCUGGAUUAAAAUAUCAGUUCAAUAAAUUCAGUGUUGCAUAUGAACCAAUGACCAAUUACUUGGAUUCUUUCUACUUUGGAGAAAUCAGCAUUGGGACUCCACCACAGGAUUUUCUGGUUGUUUUGGACACUGGCUCUGGUAUUCUGUGGGUACCUUCCAUGUAUUGUACAUCAAAGGCCUGUGAAAACCAUCAUACGUUCUACCCAAGCCAGUCAUCUACUUAUAAAAGCUAUAGUAAACAAACUCUCAUCCUGCACUAUGGAUCUGGUAGCUUGAGUAUCAGGACAGGCUAUGAUACUAUGCAGAUCCAGAAUAUCAUAGUUCAAAACCAGCAGUUUGGCUUGAGUGUGUACGAACCCACCUAUCCCUUCUACUAUAGCAACUUUGAUGGGAUUUUGGGCAUGACCAAUCCUAUUCCAGAUUACAAGGAGGCACUCUUGUACCAGAUGAUGAGUCAAAACCAGAUUUCUGAACCCAUUUUCAGCUUUUACUUCUCACGCCAACCAACUGUUCAGUAUGGAGGAGAACUGAUAUUGGGAGGCAUUGACCCUCAGAUGUUCACUGGUGAAAUUACUUGGGCCCCUGUGAUUCAGCAGGCUUACUGGCAGAUCAAUAUUGAAGAGUUUACUGUUGGCAACCAGGCUACUGGCUGGUGCAGUGAAGGCUGCCAGGGCAUUGUGGACACUGGAACAUUUUUGCUAACUAUCCCAGGACAGUAUUUAACAGAUUUCCUUAUGGCUGUGAAAGCUCCUUAUGAAAAUUCAUAUGAGGUGGACUGCAACAAUGUCCAGAAUAUGCCUACCAUUACCUUUUUCAUUAAUGGAUCCCAGUUCCCACUACCUCCUUCUGCUUAUGUCUCCAAUAACAAUGGCUACUGUGCACUUGCAAUUGAGCCAACAUAUGUGCCUUCCCCAAAUGGGCAACCUCUAUGGAUCCUGGGCGAUGUCUUCCUGAAAGAGUAUUAUUCUAUUUUUGACAUGGGUAACAACAGGGUAGGUUUUGCACCAUCAGCCUAAACUGAUGGUGCCAAAUACUAAUUUCCUGUCUGGUUUAAUGGAGUUGAUUGUUUGGACUCUAGCAAAAUAUGUUUAAUUAAAUUUGUACAGCAAAUUGUUUAUUAAUUGUAUGUUUCUCAAGAUUUACAUACAACAUCAGCCACUUUACAUACAGUUUGUUCACUUAAGAUCCAUUGCUACACAGAAAUAAAUUCUAACAUGCCA
Candoia aspera is the source of this 1397-nucleotide messenger RNA. Its product is annotated as pepsin B-like. The transcript has 9 exons. NCBI's taxonomy places the organism in Eukaryota, Metazoa, Chordata, Lepidosauria, Squamata, Candoiidae. Gene Ontology annotation, biological process: proteolysis. Bases 33 to 1193 code for a protein of 386 amino acids. Gene Ontology annotation, molecular function: aspartic-type endopeptidase activity. The record is from RefSeq and is a predicted model, not a curated record.